Acytostelium subglobosum LB1 is the source of this 1710-nucleotide messenger RNA. RefSeq lists its product as hypothetical. Gene Ontology annotation, cellular component: membrane. Lineage: Eukaryota; Evosea; Eumycetozoa; Acytosteliales; Acytosteliaceae. The record is from RefSeq and is a predicted model, not a curated record. The coding region runs from base 1 to 1710 and encodes 569 amino acids. The transcript is spliced from 3 exons.
AUGUCAACUGUAACAACCACGACCACAACGACGGUCAACAACAACAAUAUGCUAAAGAGUAGUAAUACUCUGCCGGCAUCGACAUCAUCAUUAUCAUCAUCUACAAUGACAACAUCACCUACAACUGUAAAGAUAUUACUUACAAGUAGUAGUGGUGGAGGCGCAGGCAUCACCACACCUAUGACAAACGAUCACCCUACAUUGAUCGCUCAACCACCCUCAUCAUCAUCAUCAACAUCAUCGACAAUGUCAUUACUCAAAACACCAAUCAAUCAUUAUACCAUAAACAACAACAACAAUAACAACAAUAAUAACAUCCAAGUCGAGGAUGAUGAUGUACUUGAAGUGUUGGAGAUAAAUGCUCCAGCACAAUCAUCAAAGUACAUGGCACUGCCUGAUGGCGCCGACUAUGAACAGACGACCGACGAUAUCAAAUCCCCAAUUCUGCCAGUGACGUCACCAAAGUUGAAUACCCCAACAACCGUGUUACUUGAGAAUGGUCUACAAGAGACAACGUUCAAGUUAAAGUCGAGCAGCACACUCAAUCGCUCUCGCCUACUUCAAAAGUCUGUCAAUCAACUCAGCUACAGUAUGGACCAUAUGGUUCUGUCGGCCUCAACCGACGACCAUAUGGGUGUUGGCUCAGUACUCUCCAACUCCAUUGCAAUGGUGCCAAUCAACUCGUCCGAGAACGAGGAGGACUCACAGAACUUGCUGGCGGUGGAGGUGGCCGAUGACACUCUUGAGGAGAUCGAGCUCGACGCCACUCAGGUCGAGAUCAAGCCAGAGACCACCAAGGAGAAGGUGGUGUUCUGGUUCCAAGCACGUAUGGGUUUGGUGUUCAUGGUGGCCAGUGCAUUCUUCUUCAGUCUUAUGGCGCUCUUUGUCAAGGUCUUGUCCAAGCAGAACUUCCAAUCGCUCGAGUUGGCCUUCAUUCGAAGUGUAUUCGGCAUUGUUGGAUGCAUCAUUGUACUCUCCUCUCUAAAGAUCAAUCCUCUGGGGCCUGCUCCCAAGCGUGUCCUGCUCACUGUUCGUGGAAUGUCAGGCACUGUUUCACUGGCGGCCUACUACAUCACACUCACAAAGUUGCCCAUGGCCGAGGCCGUGUGCAUCAGUUUCAUCAGUCCAAUCAUCACUGCUGCCGUCAGUGCAGUAGUGUUGAAAGAGAAAUGGGGCAUCUUUGAUGGCCUCUGUGCAGUUGUCAGUUUGGUUGGUGUUGUAAUCAUUGCUAAGCCAGCCUUCAUAUUUGGUACAUCAGUACACAACAUACCUACAUUGACACCAAAUGAAAGAUUAUUAUAUAUCUGUAUUGGAGUUACUGGAGCCUGCUUUGCUGCUGUCUCCUUCAUCACAGUUAGAAAGAUUGGACCUGGCAUCAAUCCAUUUGUCCUUGUCUUCUUCUUCUCGGUCGUCUCCACAAUCGUCACAUUGGCCGGAUCAUUAUCAUUCGAGACCUUCAUUAUGCCAACAUUCCGUCAAUGGGUACUAUUGACAGCACUUGGUACAUCAGCCUUUGUAGCACAAGGAUGUAUUAAUAGAGGACUACAACUUGAGAAGGCUGGAAGAGCUGUAUCCAUGAACUAUAUACAGAUCGUAUUCACGUUCUUAUGGGAUUUGAUAUUCAUUCAUGACCCAGUGGAUGUGUUCACCAUCAUUGGUGCGCUGCUCAUUCUAAGCUGUGCAGUAAUAACAGCAUUCAAGAAGAAAUAA